Apus apus (common swift) is the source of this 1737-nucleotide messenger RNA. RefSeq names its product polypeptide N-acetylgalactosaminyltransferase 5 (gene GALNT5). The transcript is spliced from 10 exons. NCBI's taxonomy places the organism in Eukaryota, Metazoa, Chordata, Aves, Apodiformes, Apodidae. The coding region runs from base 7 to 1572 and encodes 521 amino acids. The record is from RefSeq and is a predicted model, not a curated record. Gene Ontology annotation, cellular component: Golgi apparatus.
CUGGGAAUGCACAAGGUCUUGUCCAUGGAUGUGACCCUUGCCCCGAGAGACCCCCAAGCUCCUGGCCAGUUUGGGCACCCCGUUACAGUCCCUGAGGAUAAACAAGAAGAAGCAAAGAGUAGAUGGAAAGAAGGAAACUUUAAUGUCUACCUCAGCGAUUUGAUCCCCAUCGACCGCGCCGUAGCGGACACCAGGCCUGCCGGGUGCUCUGAGCAGCAGGUUCAUGAUGACCUCCCAACCACCACCAUCAUCAUGUGCUUCGUGGAUGAAGUGUGGUCCACCCUGCUGCGCUCUGUCCACAGCGUCCUCAGCAGGUCUCCUCCCCACCUGAUCGAAGAACUCAUUUUGGUGGAUGACUUCAGCACUAAAGAGUACCUCAAGGGGCCCCUGGACAGGUACAUGUCACAGUUCCCAAAGGUGAAGAUCCUCCGUCUCCAGGAGAGGCACGGCCUGAUACGGGCCAGACUGGCAGGAGCAGAGGUUGCCAAAGGCACCGUCCUGACCUUCCUGGACUCGCACGUGGAGUGCAACGUGGGGUGGCUGGAGCCGCUGCUGGAGAGGGUCCGUCUGAGCCGGGCCAAGGUCCCCUGCCCCGUCAUCGAGGUCAUCAGCGACAAGGACAUGAGUUACAUGACUGUGGACAACUUUCAGCGUGGGGUUUUCACUUGGCCAAUGAAUUUUGGAUGGAGGCAGAUUCCGCAGGAGGUCAUUGAGAAAAAGAAAAUAAAGGAAACUGAUAUCAUAAGGUGCCCGGUCAUGGCUGGUGGCCUCUUUUCCAUUGAUAAGAAGUAUUUUUUUGAGCUGGGAACAUACGACCCGGGACUGGAUGUUUGGGGAGGUGAAAAUAUGGAGAUUUCAUUCAAGGUCUGGAUGUGCGGUGGAGAGGUGGAGAUUGUUCCAUGCUCCAGAGUUGGGCACAUUUUCAGGAACGACAAUCCUUACUCCUUCCCAAGAGAUCGGGUGAGGACAGUGGAGAGGAACCUGGCCCGUGUUGCAGAGGUCUGGCUGGACGAGUACAAGGAGUUAUUCUAUGGCCACGCUUACCACUUAGUGUUGAAGAACCUGUAUGUCGGCGACCUGACUCAACAAAUCCAACUGCGAAAGAAGCUUCAGUGCAAGAGCUUCAGGUGGUACCUGGAGAACAUCUACCCGGACCUGGAAGCUCCCCUGGUUAAAGCCAGCGGGCUGCUGGUGAGCCUCGCCACGGCGAGGUGCCUCGCUGCGGAGAACGCCGCGCUGGCGAUGGAGGCCUGCGAUGCCCACAGCCCGCACCAGAAGUUCAACUACACCUGGCUGAGACUGAUCCGGCAGGGAGAGCUCUGCCUGUCCCCGACCACUGCCUCGGGAGCCCUGGGCCUGCGCCCCUGCCAGGGACGGGGCCGUGGCCAGACCUGGCUGCACAGGUCACUGGCCUCCCACCGCCCCGAGCUGACCGACCACCUCAUCUCGGAGCACCUCCAGCAGCCAGCGUGCUUGGAAGUGGAUCCCUCACACAGAGCCCUGAGGGUGAAUGCCUGCAACGCUGCAAAUCCUUAUCAAAAGUGGCAGUUUGGCAAUUACUAUGCAGACUGAACACAGCCGAACCAGAAAUGCUCUGUUUUCAUCUUGUGGAUGCAGCAAGGACAUCUGUGAGACUUGAAAUCCGUAAUUUAAACCAGCAGACUGAGAGAUCAGGAUUACCAAGAGCAGCACAUCUGGUUAAACAGCAUCUGUAACAGAUAGGUCUGUUUUUCCCAC